Molecule: messenger RNA, 2205 nt
Organism: Triticum urartu
Lineage: Eukaryota; Viridiplantae; Streptophyta; Magnoliopsida; Poales; Poaceae
Source: RefSeq, a predicted model, not a curated record
AUGGACUCCGAUGACGAGGAGGCGUUCACGGCUCUGAUGGAGGAGGAAGCCGAGGCGGACACCGAUGACGAAGAGAACCUCAUGAUCCUCGCCGCUCCGGUCGGCCUGUUUGCCAACAAUGCAAAGCCACAGCGAGGUGGCUCGGCGCUGGGCCGCCGCAAGAGCAAGCAGAGGCAUCGAAUGGAGGGCUACUGCUUGCUCUGCGCCGACUACUUCGCCGACGUUCCACUGCACAAUGAGAAAGUGUUUCGUCACCGUUAUCGGAUGAGCCGGAAGCUCUUCCUCGCGAUUGUGAAUGCCAUCCAGGAGUUUGGCAGCUAUUUCAUUUGCAAGAAGGAUUGCACCGACAUAGUUGGAUUCUCCUCACCCCAGAAGUGCACGGCAGCUAUGAGGAUGCUUGCAUACGGAGCUGCCAGUGAUAUACAGGAAGAAUAUGGACGCAUGGCCGAGUCCACCACCAUUGAGUGUUUGUACAAGUUCUGCAAAGCAGUGGUGGCAGUGUUUGGACAGCAAUACUUGCGAUCACCCAAUGCUGAAGAUACUGCUCGGAUCCUAGCACAUAAUGCAACAAAAGGAUUUCAUGGGAUGCUUGGAAGCAUCGACUACAUGCAUUGGGCAUGGAAAAACUGUCCAUUUGCUCGGGCAUCGAAGUCGAGCAGCCUUUGGCCGAGGAGAAGGCUGCCCGUUAAUGUACGCUGUGUCAGCAGCUCUCCGGCCGCCGCUUACACAACGAAGGUUUCACGGAAUGCGAACAUAGCCAAGCUCCAAGCAGGCUAUCUGUUUCCUGAGGUUGCCAGAAGAAGAGCAGCUCAUCUUCUGAAGUAUCCCGACGCAAAAAUUAUAAGCCUGGGAGUAGGUGACACUAGCGAACCCAUUCCGGAGGUCAUAACAAAUGCCAUGGCAGAGAGAGCACAUGCUUUAUCCACAAUUGAUGGCUACAGUGGUUAUGGAGCUGAACAAGGUGAAAAGAAACUAAGGGCAGCAAUUGCUGCAACCUACUAUUCGGAUCUUGGCAUUGAAGAAACCGAUAUAUUUGUCUCUGAUGGUGCUAAAUGUGACAUUUCUCGUCUACAGAUUCUAUUUGGAUCUAAUGUGAAGAUUGCAGUUCAAGAUCCUUCAUAUCCCGUAUAUGUUGAUUCAAGUGUUAUCAUGGGUCAAACUGACUUAUAUCAGCAGGAUGUUCAGAAGUAUGGAAAUAUUGAAUACAUGACAUGCAGUCCUGAAAAUGGAUUUUUCCCUGAUCUUUCAAGUGUCCCACGGACGGACAUCAUAUUCUUUUGUUCACCCAACAAUCCUACUGGUACUGCUGCAUCUAGGGACCAGCUAACACAAUUAGUCAAAUUUGCGAAGGACAACGGUUCCAUAAUAUUCUAUGAUUGUGCUUAUGCCAUGUACAUAUCAGAUGACAGCCCGAAAUCCAUCUUUGAAAUUCCUGGAGCAAAAGAGGUUGCCAUGGAGACAGCAUCUUUCUCUAAAUACGCUGGAUUCACUGGCGUCCGGCUGGGUUGGACUGUGGUCCCUAAGGAGCUCCUUUUCUCUGAUGGGCAUUCAGUUGCUAAAGAUUUCAACCGUAUAGUCUGCACUUCCUUCAAUGGUGCAUCAACCAUUUCUCAAGCUGGCGGUUUAGGCUGCCUCUCUCCAGAGGGUCUAGAGGCUAUGCAAGACGUUGUCGGAUUCUACAAAGAGAAUACUAAAAUCAUUCUUGACACAUUUACAUCCCUCGGGUUCAACGUCUAUGGUGCCAAGAAUGCUCCCUAUGUGUGGGUGCACUUUCCCGGCCGUAACUCUUGGGAUGUCUUUGCCGAGAUCCUUGAGAAGGCACAUGUGGUUACUACUCCUGGCAUUGGAUUUGGGCCUAGCGGCGAGGGCUUUGUGAGGGUUAGCGCAUUUGGCCACAGAGAGACCAUCAUUGAAGCUGCAAGAAGACUGAAGCAGCUAUACAAAUGAGCAUUGAUUCAACCCGUGUCAUUCUCUCCUUGGGGAACCCAAGAGCCCAGCAGCAUUUGGAACACAAGAUUUGUUUCUCCGCUACCGGAAAGUGUCCGAACAGAAACAACGUGUUGUUUUUGCUCCUCUAGGUGUUGCCCCAUCCGUAACCAUUUAAAUUUGUCUCACAUCUACUCGGUUCCUGAUGUGUCUGCGUUGUUGCCGUCACACUUGUAUGUCUAAGGCCGUCUACAAUGUAGCCAAUCCAAACUGGGUAAU